AUGGAUGGGCCGCGGAGCGAGGUGGUGGAGAUGGUUACUGCGGCGGGCUCGGACGGGCUGAAGGUGGUGUCCAUCGUCGGCAUGGCCGGCUCCGGGAAGACCACGCUUGCCAGGGAGGUGUAUGGGCUGGUCGGUGAGGGGUUCGAUUGCCGCGCGUCCGUACGGGCCGGCCGGAGCUCCGACAUUGCCAAGGUGCUCGGCGAUAUGCUAUUCCAAGUGGACCGCGCGUACAGAGGGCGAGCUGUUGGUGCCUAUUAUGUAGAUAUGUUGAUUAGUGAGCUGGCGGAUUAUUUCAAAGACAAGAGGUAUCUUGUCAUGGUUGACGAUGUAUGGAGUGUUCAAAAUUGGGAGAUCAUCAACGAGUGUUUUCCAGAGAACAAUCUCGGUAGUCGGAUAAUCACCACGACAAGAAUUGAGGCCGUUGCGAACGCCGCAGGUGACCGUGUUUAUAGGACUCGCCUUCUCGGUGAAGCCGACGCCGAAGCAUUGUUUUCCAGAACAACUUUUGGCAGUGUGGGUCGGUGCCCUCCCCAUUUCAAGGAUGUUUCAGCUCAGAUCAUGAGAAAGUGUGGGGGUUUGCCGCUCGCUAUAGUGAGCGUGGGUGGCUUGUUAGCCAGCAAGGCGCACACAAGAGAUGAGUUUGAGCGGUCUGGCCUGAAAUGGCGGGAAAAUUCAGAGCUAGAAGGGAUGACACAAAUCAUCAAACUUAGCUACAACGAUCUUCCUCCUCAUCUCAGGCCAUGCCUGUUGCAUCUAAGCAUAUUCCUGACAACCAUGAGAUUGAAAUAG
Triticum turgidum subsp. durum (durum wheat) is the source of this 789-nucleotide messenger RNA. Lineage: Eukaryota; Viridiplantae; Streptophyta; Magnoliopsida; Poales; Poaceae. The record is from the annotation of a GenBank genome assembly.